Molecule: messenger RNA, 1296 nt
Organism: Radiomyces spectabilis
Lineage: Eukaryota; Fungi; Mucoromycota; Mucoromycetes; Mucorales; Radiomycetaceae
Product: adenylsuccinate synthetase
Exons: 7
Coding region: 1-1296 (431 amino acids)
Biological process (GO): IMP metabolic process; 'de novo' AMP biosynthetic process
Cellular component (GO): cytoplasm
Molecular function (GO): adenylosuccinate synthase activity; GTP binding
Source: RefSeq, a predicted model, not a curated record
AUGGGGUCUCUCUUACCAAAAGAUGGCGUCACGGUGGUUUUAGGAACGCAAUGGGGUGAUGAAGGCAAAGGAAAACUUUCGGACAUUCUCUGCAGUGAAGCCGACGUGUGUGCUCGAUGUCAGGGUGGCAACAACGCUGGACAUACUAUAGUCGUAGGCAACACCAAGUAUGAUUUUCACAUGUUGCCGUCCGGCUUGAUUAAUCCCAACUGUAUUGCUGUGGUUGGUUCGGGAGUAGUCGUGCAUCUUCCCUCCUUUUUCGAUGAAUUGGAAAGCCUGGAAGCUAAAGGCCUCAAGUGCAAAGACCGACUGUUUAUUUCGGACCGUGCCCAUCUCGUGUUUGGUGUGCAUCAAGUCAUUGAUGGUUUGAAAGAAAUUGAACGAGGCGUGGGCAGUAUUGGCACCACCAAGAAAGGUAUUGGCCCAACCUACUCCUCCAAAGCGUCUCGUUCCGGUAUUCGCAUCCACGACCUGUAUGAAUUUGACUCGUUUAGCACCAAAUUCAGAACUCUCGUGGCCAACAAACACAAACGUUACGGCGUGUUUGACUAUGACGUGGACGCCGAAUUAGCUCGCUACAAGGAACUUGCCGACCGCUUACGUCCGCAUGUCAUUGACACCAUGGCCUUUAUUCACGCCGAGUUUCAAAAAGGCAAACGCAUUCUCGUGGAAGGCGCCAACGCACUGAUGCUUGAUCUGGAUUUCGGUACUUAUCCAUACGUGACUUCUUCCAACACAUCCAUCGGUGGUGUCUGCACCGGUCUCGGGCUUCCGCCCAAAAUGAUCACCAACAUUAUUGGCGUGGUCAAAGCAUAUACCACACGUGUAGGCGGUGGUCCAUUUCCAACCGAGCAACUCAAUGAAAUUGGCGAGCAUUUACAAAAAGUGGGAUUCGAAUUCGGCGUAACCACAGGCCGCAAACGUCGUUGUGGAUGGCUCGACUUGGUCGUACUUAAGUACUCUACCAUGAUCAACGGGUAUACUAGCUUCAAUGUGACCAAGCUCGACAUUUUGGAUCAAUUGCCGACUAUCAAAGUCGCCACAGCAUAUAUUUUAGAUGACAAGCCACUACCAACUUUCCCGGCCGAUUUAGCCCUACUUGACAGGAUUGAAGUACAGUAUGUGGAUCUGCCGGGUUGGCAAACUGAUAUCUCCGCCUGUCGCCGAUGGGAAGAUUUGCCCACCAAUGCUCAGAGAUACAUUGAAUUCAUUGAACGUGAAACAGGUGUUCCUGUGGAUUGGAUCGGUGUGGGUGCCGAUAGAGAUGCCAUGUUGCGUAAACCGGCUUCGAAAUAA